AUGGCCACUCUAUCCCCAGACGUUCGCGACUCCACCCUCAAGUCUCUCAAGCUGACAUGCCCCUCGGCCGAUGUCAUUGACCGUGAACCGUCCUCCGCUUCGACUAUCGACUCGCCGUAUAUGGAGAACAACCCCUUUGUUGAUGUGGGAGAUGAGUGGUCGGACGAGGAGGUACUGCUACCGCGGAGCAAACCAAAGACGCUCUAUAUCCGACCACUCAAGAUUACGCGCACGCCGGCUGAGACAUCCUCGGAAGAGUCCAACUCUACUGCGCCUAGCCCGAAUCGAUUAAGUGUGGAUGCCGGCCCACGCGUGCCGCCUAAGAAUCCGUCGCGACCGGAUGUGAGGAUAGGCAGUAGCCAGGAGGAUCUGGUGCAGCGCUUCUACCAGGUGACGAGAGAGCGAGAUGCUUUGAGGAAGGAGCUGCAGAGGAAGAGCAUGGGUCCGCACGGGAUACCAGCGAGGGACUCAGUCGUGUACAAGUCGGAAGAGAAGACGCUGAUCGAAGAACUUCACGCCUUGCGAUACGAGAUCAGGAUAUGGAGCGAACAGUACUUUAGCGGACCGAUCAGGACCAGCAGCAAGCGACCGCAUCUACAUAGGGCGAAGGACUUAUUCGGGACUUUGACAGACAAUUUCCAAACGUAUCUGAAGAGUCCCGAGGAACGACCGCUCCUAAUACAAGCUUACGUGUGGUCAAAGUUGCAGCAGAAGAUCUUCAGCAAUUGGCAAAAGGGCUGCGGAUAUGUCUGGGCGGGCAAACUUGGUGACAAGAAUUUACGCCCUAUCAAUGACACCUUACGAAAAGCCGUUAAAAACGAAGCUGAAGCCGAAGAAUACCACCACUGGCGCUCCAACACCGUCAACCUCCUAGUCCCGCAAGUCGACGGCAAAUGGCGCCCUACCUUCGACGCCUCGCCCGUUCUCAAACGCAUAUCCCGCUUAUGCAGCCGCAUCCGACACAAACUACGUCCUUGGUCUACACAAUCCCUCCGCGUCGGAAAAGAACAAUUGCACACUAUCGUUUCAGCGUCUGUUGCGCUGGAUCUGAAAAUGAAGAGGCAGAGGGCGGACUAUCGGUUCGUCAUGUUCACGGGAGGGAAGAAAGAUGAGUUUUGGGGCUAUGGGUUUUAUGAGAGUGAGAUGGAAGAUGUCUAUGAAGACGAUAAUGACAGUGGUGGCGGAAGGUUUGGAGCUGGGAUUGUGAAGGGUCGAAGGGUGGAACUUGCACUUGCUCCUGCAUUGGAGAGGUGCGGGAAUGCGAAUGGACAUGUUUUUGACCAGAGCUUCAUUCUAGUCAAGGCAGAUGUUAGCUGUAAGAGGUUGGAGAAGCAGAGGCCGCAGCCAAAGUCAAGAGGAAAGAAGAGUGGAGUCAAGGUUGUCAAGUACGUCUGA
Messenger RNA from Cucurbitaria berberidis CBS 394.84, 1395 nucleotides. RefSeq lists its product as uncharacterized. The transcript has 3 exons. NCBI's taxonomy places the organism in Eukaryota, Fungi, Ascomycota, Dothideomycetes, Pleosporales, Cucurbitariaceae. The coding region runs from base 1 to 1395 and encodes 464 amino acids. The record is from RefSeq and is a predicted model, not a curated record.